UGGCGCGCAACAGCUGAGAUGGAAUUGGAAGACAUGGAAGUGGAUGAAAAUGCUCCGCAGCGCUAUGUGCGGACCGCGGAAGACGUUAAGGCUAUUGUUAAGCAUGCGAAAAUGGACGAACGUCAGCUCACACAACUCACACAGGCUUUGUACUAUCCCGGCGCCGAGGUGGUCAGCGAUAAUUUGCGGCUACUGGAGCUAGACGAGCACAUGCUGCAACAGAUCCGCACCGGUCAGACGCUGCAUUUCAAAGGCGGCCUGCAUGAAAAAGUUGUGCUUUGCACGGACGAGCGCACAUACGAUGUUAAAGGCGCCGAGAUCUCAAAUAGCCUGUUGUUGGUGCCGGAAUUAAAGUUUGCAGCAGCUACAAGUACCUCCCCACUGAAGAGUCCGCGUACGGGCAAUGCCAAUACGUCACUAGAGCGCAGCCUCAACGACAGCGCCGAUGAUGAUUUGGAUGUGCCGCGCACUUUGGAACAGAGACAGGUGCUCACGAUAUUCCACGAAUACUUCGAAUGCCGCGAAAUACGCCCACGUUACCGCAAGCUAGGUGAACUGCUCCAGCUAACACGCUACUCCGGGCCAGAGAACGAGUACUGCAUUGAGCGCAAGCUGCUGUUCAGUUUCCAGCAGCUGUUGGACACAGUCCAGUGCAGUCGUGCCCAGUUUGUUGAAGGGCUAAACCAGUACAGGGCUCUGGAAUUCGAUGGCCACAUACGUAUACUGGACUACGAGUACGAAUAUCGCAUUAUCAAUUUAAUGCUUGGCGUGAUAAGCGAGAAUUCCUGGGCUCUGGAUGAGGUGGAACGUGAAGAGACAAUUUACGCACUGCAAGGCAUUGCUCCGGAACCCAUUGUGGCUGGGCUUUUUGAUGUGUACACAAAACCAAGUGAUCGAUGCCCUAACAAGUUCAGAUACCAGGAGUCGCUUGUGGCACGCAUUGUGGCACAGAACAUUCUACAGCCAGGCCUGCGUUUUCGCAGCGAGGAGUUCAUGUGCACCUGGCAGGAUGCAUUGCCCGAAGGAAUGACCUGUAAGCUAGAGUAUCUGCGGGGCUUAGGCAUCUUGGACAGGGAAGGUGUACAACCAUGCGUUCGUUCCCUAGCCGAGGAGCAGCUGCCAUCCAAUAUUAACGAUCGCAUGCGUGCCUUGUUUAAAACAAAACGCAAGUGGACAAUGGAUGAGAUGGAGCCGUACAUAGACUGCUUUACCACGCCUACAUUAUCUGUGUCCACAUUACUGGCCAAACACGCUCGCUCUCUUACCGAGGGUGGCAUACGAUACUUUGUUUCAAAGCAUUGAAUACAUCAAUUUAUUUGUACAGUAAACUAAGUU
This is a messenger RNA of Drosophila novamexicana, 1335 nucleotides long. Its product is annotated as sister chromatid cohesion protein DCC1. The transcript has 3 exons. Lineage: Eukaryota; Metazoa; Arthropoda; Insecta; Diptera; Drosophilidae. The record is from RefSeq and is a predicted model, not a curated record. The coding region runs from base 19 to 1302 and encodes 427 amino acids. Gene Ontology annotation, cellular component: nucleus; chromatin; Ctf18 RFC-like complex. Gene Ontology annotation, biological process: mitotic sister chromatid cohesion; maintenance of mitotic sister chromatid cohesion.